UAAAACAAGUUGUGAUCGGUUGAAGGAAGAAGCAUGACGAAGAAAACCCCAGCUCCAGUACUGGUGCGCCAUGUCAUCUGGUUUGGCUGGAAACUCGUCAUCCUCCUCUCAUUUGCUCUCUGCUUCUUCGCUCUACUCCGCCUCCAUUUCUCGUCCGAAAAUUCUGCUUCUUCUUCCCCUAACUCUUUCUCUCCUGCCCGUGCGAGAUCUCAAAUUUCUCGCGAUAACUUCCAUGGUCCCCCUAAGAUCGCCUUCCUCUUCCUGGCCCGCCUUAACCUACCUCUUGAUUUUCUAUGGGGCAGCUUCUUCGAGAAUGCUGACGUGGCCAAUUUCUCCAUUUAUAUACACUCGGCGCCUGGCUUUGUGUUCGACGAGUCGACUUCGCGGUCGCAUUUCCUUUAUAAUCGGCAAUUGACUGAUAGCAUUCAGGUGGUAUGGGGAGAAUCAAGUAUGAUAGAGGCGGAAAGAUUAUUACUUGCAACUGCUUUAGAGGAUCCAGCAAAUCAAAGAUUUGUUCUUCUCUCUGACAGUUGUGUCCCUCUGUACAACUUCAGCUAUAUAUAUAGAUAUCUGAUGGGUUCUUCUAGGAGUUUCGUGGACAGCUUCCUUGAUGUAAAGGAUGGGCGUUACCACCCAAAAAUGUCACCUCUAAUACCAAAGGGCAAGUGGCGAAAAGGAUCUCAGUGGAUUUCUUUGGUAAGGAGCCAUGCGGAAGUCAUUGUAGAUGAUGAGAUUGUUCUUCCAGUCUUUAAGAAUUUCUGCAAGCGACGUCCUCCCCUGGACACUAGUAAAGGAAAGCUGAAUAUUAAACUUCAAAAGCAACACAAUUGUAUCCCAGAUGAACAUUAUGUGCCAACAUUGUUUGCGAUGAACGACCUUGAAGGUGAGCUAGAACGAAGAACACUGACCUAUACCAUGUGGAAUCUGUCUGCUGCGAAAAUGGAUAACAGAGCUUGGCAUCCUGUUACCUUCAACUAUGCAGAUGCAAGCCCUAUACGAAUCAAGGAAAUAAAGGAUAUCAACCAUGUAUACUAUGAGAGUGAAUUCCGGACAGAGUGGUGUCGAACUAACUCUACAUGUGUUCCCUGCUUUUUAUUUGCAAGGAAGUUCUCGCGAGGAGCUGCCAUGCGCCUCUUGAGCGAGGGGGUGGUUGGCCCCUUUGAAGCCUCCUCGCUAUUAGGCAAUCUCUCGUGAUCUCCAUUCACAAUUUCUUGCACCACCUAAAGCUCGGCUGAUCCACUUCUAAAAGCAAUUAGGGUGACAAGCAGAAUGCCUGCUAAAGUUUUGCUGAUGCACCACACAAUCGAAUACGCAGAGUAUAGGUUUUAGUUCAAAACAGAAUUUGAUGAGGCAGAUAAUGCUGUUUGACUAAGAAGAGUUGUAUACAAUACCACCAUUACCGGCGCUAAUUGAAUGAUAGAACAAGUGUGAUUGAUCAUAUUGUUUACAUGCUAAGAAAAGUUUGACAUUCUUAUUACAUUCUCUAUAAUUAGUUUGUAGUGUAACAACUCCAUAAUUACAACGAUUAUAGAUUAUAUUACAAACGAAUAGCACCAGUAUUUGGCCUAUGUAAAUAUUGCUAAUCAUCUUCUUUAUUUUUGUUCUAUUUAACGGCUUUACGUAUUCUCUCUCUCUCUCUAUAAAAACAAGAGUGAAGUUUGAAGAAAGCCAAAAAUGCAAAUGGUGAGGCAACCUAUCGUCUGUAUAUAAAAUUUGCAGAUGUACCGUGUUUACUGUGUGGCCAU
This is a messenger RNA of Durio zibethinus, 1745 nucleotides long. RefSeq names its product glycosyltransferase BC10-like. The record is from RefSeq and is a predicted model, not a curated record. NCBI's taxonomy places the organism in Eukaryota, Viridiplantae, Streptophyta, Magnoliopsida, Malvales, Malvaceae. Gene Ontology annotation, cellular component: membrane. Gene Ontology annotation, molecular function: glycosyltransferase activity.